AUGGGCUCUACACGCGUCCUGCCCGAGAGGCACAACCCGCUGCUGGCGCCGCUCGAUUCUGCUGGAAUUGAAAAUCUCAUCGAGAGGCGCCGACUGGGCCAGACAUACCUCGUGGUCAAGACUGGCAUCGCCGGCGUCACCAACGCGACAAAGGCGGACAACAUGGGCUCCUUUGACUACGCGCAUCUCAGGGUUCCACUCCCCAAGGACCUGACCGGAUCGGGCAUCUUCAAGCUCAACAGGAACACGGCAUUCCCAGAGUCGUAUUUCCUGAUGCGACGCAGCAGCGACGGACUUGUCAGCUCAACGGGCAUGUUCAAGGCGGCCUUCCCAUGGGCGUCCUUCGCUGAAGAGGAGGUCGAGCGCAAAUACCACAAGACCUUCCCCGGAGCGGAUCCGGAAGAGAUUGCUGGUAGCGUCUGGAUCUCGCCAGAAGAGGCACUCGCUUUGGCUGAAGAGUACUCGAUGUCGCAAUGGGUUGAAGCUCUGCUCCACCCCGCCCCCAUAGAGAAGGGAAACAAAGACAAGAAGGACCUCCCAAUCCAAGCACCACCCGUGUUCGACUUUGAAAGUGCUCGUCCCGCUCUGCUUCCACCCCAAUCAGACAUCUACACAGGCCCGGCAAGAUCCACCCGCUCCGCCUCACCCAGCAAGAUGGCAACCCCAAGGCGACGCAUUGCCACACCGCGCAAGGCGCGGGCAACCAGGAACGGCACCAAGUCUGACAUCCUGAAGGCCGAGGAACUAUUCGGAUCCGUAGCGUCGACACCCGGAAGCGCGCUGCAGAGGGAAAUCCUGAACGGCGCAACACCGCUGAAGGCUACGAAUGGCCAUGCCGACGAAACCGACGACGACGAGAUCAAGGCCGGGAACGUGCGCAUCCAGGUAGAAGAGACAGUCGAGACAAGGGGCAACGUGGAGACGACGACAACCAACGUCAAGGUCGACGUCCCACACGACCACCCCGCGCUCCCCGAGCCAGAAGACCCCUCCAAGAUGAUCGAGGAGGCAAAACGCAUGGUACAAGAAGCGCAGAAGCUGGACGGCACAUCCUCAGCCAUGACGACAAAGCGCAAGGUCGAGGAGAUGAUCGAGGAAGAAGAGAUGAUAGCCGAACGCCCCGCCAAGCUGGCCAAAAUGUACACGACGGAGCAGAAGCUGAUCAAGGAGAAAGUCACACGGAGGGCGAUGGUCGGUGUCGCUGUCAUGGGCGCUAUUGUUGGCGCAUUCCAAUACUUCAUCUAG
This is a messenger RNA of Dothidotthia symphoricarpi CBS 119687, 1245 nucleotides long. Its product is annotated as apses transcription factor-like protein. Gene Ontology annotation, molecular function: DNA binding. NCBI's taxonomy places the organism in Eukaryota, Fungi, Ascomycota, Dothideomycetes, Pleosporales, Dothidotthiaceae. The transcript is spliced from 5 exons. The record is from RefSeq and is a predicted model, not a curated record. Gene Ontology annotation, biological process: mitotic telomere tethering at nuclear periphery; meiotic attachment of telomere to nuclear envelope. Gene Ontology annotation, cellular component: nuclear membrane complex Bqt3-Bqt4. Bases 1 to 1245 code for a protein of 414 amino acids.